UUCUUCCCAUCAUGCCCCUGACCAGGUCUCUGUCCAUGAGCUCUCUGAGCGGUCUUCCUCUGUGGGAGGAAGAGGAGUUACCUGUGGAGGAUCUGCUGCUGUUUGAGAUAGCAUGGGAAGUCACCAACAAAGUGGGAGGGAUUUACACCGUCAUCCAGACCAAAGCUAAGAUCACAGUGGAUGAGUGGGGUGAGAACUUCUUCAUGAUCGGCCCUUACUACGAACACAACUUCAAGACACAGGUGGAGAAGUGUGAACCUCCAAACUCUGCCGUGAAAGCAGCCAUGGAGUCCAUCACCAACAACGGCUGUCAGGUGCACUUUGGCCGGUGGCUCAUAGAAGGCAGUCCGUAUGUGAUCCUAUUCGAUAUCGGCGCCGCAGCCUGGAACCUGGACCGCUGGAAGGGAGACUUGUGGAACACUUGCGGCAUCGGGCUGCCGUACCACGACCGAGAGGCCAACGACUCGCUCAUCUUCGGUUCACUCGUGGCCUGGUUCUUCAAAGAGCUAACAGAUCGUCUUCGGGACAAACCCAACGUAAUCGCUCACUUCCACGAGUGGCAGUCCGGAGUCGGCCUCGUGCUCAGUCGCUCCCGUAAGAUCCCCAUGGCCACCAUGUUUACUACACACGCUACGCUCCUGGGUCGCUAUCUGUGUGCUGGAAAUAUGGACUUCUACAACAACCUGGAUAAGUUUGAUAUCGACCGGGAGGCGGGAGAGAGGCAGAUCUACCACCGCUACUGUCUGGAGAGAGCUGCAGUGCACUGCUCGCACGUUUUCACCACCGUCUCUCAGAUCACCGCGGUGGAGGCCAACCACAUGCUUCAUAGGAAACCCGAUGUGGUUACACCAAACGGUCUGAAUGUAAAAAAGUUCUCGGCUAUGCACGAGUUUCAGAACCUGCACUCGCUGAACAAACAGAAGAUCCAGGAGUUUGUGAGAGGACAUUUCUACGGACAUCUGGACUUCAAUCUGGAGAAAGCGCUUUUCUUCUUCAUCGCAGGCCGGUACGAGUUUUCCAACAAAGGAGCCGAUAUUUUCCUGGAGGCGUUGUCCAGGCUAAAUUACCUGCUUCGGGUGCAUAAGAGUGACGUGACGGUGGUGGUUUUCUUCAUCAUGCCAGCGAAGACGAAUAACUUCAACGUGGAAAGCCUGAAAGGUCAAGCCGUGCGCAAGCAGCUGUGGGACACCGCGCAGUCGGUGAAGGAGAAGUUCGGCAAACGCUUGUAUGAUGCCUUGUUAAGGGGCGAGAUCCCAGACAUGAGCAAGAUCUUAGACAAAGACGACUUCACCAUAAUGAAGAGGGCCAUUUACGCAACGCAGUGUUCGACGUCUCGUGUCUGUCGUCUCAUUCAUGGAUCAGCGCUCUUAUCGAUUGCCGAUUUCUUCCUCUCGUGUUCUUCAUUCACACACUUGCAGAGACACACUCUCCCUCCAGUGACCACUCACAACAUGCUGGACGACUCGACGGACCCUAUCCUGAGCAACAUCCGCCGCAUCGGCCUCUUCAACGGCCGCAACGACAGAGUCAAGAUUGUUUUCCACCCCGAGUUCCUGUCCUCCACCAGCCCCCUGCUGCCCAUGGACUACGAGGAGUUCGUCCGCGGCUGCCAUCUGGGAGUCUUUCCAUCUUAUUAUGAACCCUGGGGAUACACACCAGGCGAGUGCACGGUGAUGGGCAUCCCGAGUGUGACGACUAACCUCUCCGGGUUCGGCUGCUUCAUGGAGGAGCACAUAUCAGACCCGACUGCCUACGGAAUUUAUAUCGUGGACCGACGUUUCUGCUCAGCAGACGAGUCGUGUAAUCAGCUCACUCAGUUCAUGUUCACGUUCUGCCAGCAGUCACGACGGCAGCGUAUCAUCCAGCGCAACCGCACAGAACGCCUGUCAGACCUGCUGGACUGGAGAUACCUCGGCCGGUUCUACAUGCACGCCAGGCACCUGGCCCUCAGCAGAGCUUUUCCCGAGCUAUAUAAACUGGACACGCUCGCACCUCCACCGACUCAAGGAUUCCGUUACCCCCGUCCCCCGUCGGUCCCGCCCUCUCCCUCAGCCUCCCUCCACUCCACCCCACAUCACAGCGACGCCGAGGACGAGGACGAGGACGAGGACGAAGACGCCGCCGAGCCCUACGAUGAAGAAGAGGAGGCCGAGAGGGACAGAGUGAACAUCAAGUCGCCCUUCAGUCUAGGAGCCGUACCGAAGGGUAAGAAGAAGCAACCGGGAGAAUACGGGAAUUAGAGAUGCCACGCCCACACCACACAAAACCCCGCCCACUUUCACACCUUGCCCCACCCACUUCUUUAGCUCAACAUUCCGGAAGUAUGAAGCAUGUUGAUGUCACGAAGAAAUGGCAUUUCUGAUUGUGGACACCACGACCACAAUAAGUUGAGUGCAAAAGUUUGUGCCCCCCCCCGCUUUUUUUUUUGUAUUAAAGGAGGAUGUUUUACAAUUUCCCCAUUAAAACGUGUGUGUCUCCA
Molecule: messenger RNA, 2479 nt
Organism: Ictalurus furcatus (blue catfish)
Lineage: Eukaryota; Metazoa; Chordata; Actinopteri; Siluriformes; Ictaluridae
Gene: gys2
Product: glycogen synthase 2
Exons: 16
Coding region: 12-2240 (742 amino acids)
Biological process (GO): glycogen biosynthetic process
Cellular component (GO): cytoplasm
Molecular function (GO): alpha-1,4-glucan glucosyltransferase (UDP-glucose donor) activity
Source: RefSeq, a predicted model, not a curated record